UCUCUAUCUCUUUCUCUCUCCCCCUCGCCCCGCCUAAUGGAGUAAUAGUACACCACAGGCGAAGGCCCAGUCUAGUUUCAUGACUCUCCAUAGCUUCCAUUCCUCUAUGUUUCUCUCUCUCUAAGCUUCCCGGAGUUCUCUUUUCUACAUUAUUUUCGCCCCUUUUCAUCACUGCUAAAGCAACGACGCUGAGGGAGUUCUGAUCCUCGAAAUAAGAAAUUGCAGGUGAUCGGGAUUACUGAUGGAAGAUACAAUGCUAAUGGAGACGGAUGGCCGGUCACAGAUUUGGUUGGUUUGAUCUGAUUUAAGACUGUUUAUCAUAUCUGAUGGACUCAAAAACUAGUGCUAGAGCUGCCCAGAAACAUCAUCAUAAGACGGCUGGGAUUCAAACAAUAGAGGCAAAAGACAUCAAAUCUUCAAAGACUGGGAAAUCUGAACUGGCUGCGCCAGAAGAUUUAUCAAAAUAUGUUCAGGACUCGUUGAAGCAGUACACUGGAGACGCUUCUGAAAAGAAGAAGCUAGGGAGUUCAAACCCAAAGGAGUCUGCUGAUUCCUUGAUUAGUAAAUUUGGUUCUUCUGUUUCCUUAUCUGUUAAUGAACAACUAUCUGGAGGAGUUGACCAUGUUGUUAAUGGGAAUAGAGGUUUGCAGGAAAGCUCUAUUGACCAAGAAAAGAAAACAUUAGAAUAUGGAAGUGUGAAGAGUAGUUCUGUUUCUGCUAAAGUUAGUGAUGGGGCCAGCAGCCUGGCAAAGACCAGUGGAAGUGCCAAGAUUAGUGAUCGAGUUGAUCUUGUUGAGAGUGGCAAGAGUAGCAUUUGCAGAGGAAGUACAAGCAGUGAUGUGAGUGAUGAGAGCACUUGCAGCAGCUUUAGUAGCAGUGUCAACAAGCCUCACAAGGCAAAUGACUUGAGAUGGGAAGCUAUUCAAGCCGUCCGAGCUAAAGAUGGAGUUUUGGGCUUAGCUCACUUUAGACUACUGAAGAGGUUGGGUUGUGGGGAUAUUGGGAGCGUUUAUCUCUCAGAACUGAGUGGAACUAAAUGUUAUUUCGCAAUGAAGGUAAUGGAUAAAGGGUCUUUAGCUAGUCGUAAAAAGCUGCUUCGUGCUCAGACAGAAAGAGAAAUACUGCAAUCACUUGAUCAUCCUUUUCUCCCGACAUUGUAUACCCAUUUUGAGACAGAGAAGUUCUCAUGCUUGGUAAUGGAAUUCUGCCCAGGUGGAGACCUGCACACUCUCAGGCAGAGGCAGCCAGGGAAGCAUUUUCCUGAGCAAGCAGUAAAAUUUUACGUGGCAGAGGUGCUGCUGGCGUUGGAGUACCUCCACAUGCUUGGCAUUGUCUACCGUGAUCUCAAGCCAGAAAAUGUCCUUGUUAGGGAUGAUGGGCACAUUAUGCUCUCAGACUUUGACCUUUCCCUCCGUUGUGCCGUUAGUCCCACUCUUGUUAAAAGUUCAGUCAUGGAAUCUGAUCCUUUAAGGAAGAAUCCUGUAUAUUGUGUGCAACCUGCGUGUAUUGAACCGCCUUCCUGCAUCCAGCCAUCCUGCGUUGCUCCUACAACAUGCUUCUCACCUCGGCUCUUUUCUAGCAAAUCAAAGAAGGAUAGGAAACCCAAAACUGAAAUUGGAAACCAAGUGACUCCAUUGCCUGAGCUCAUUGCUGAGCCUACCGAUGCACGAUCCAUGUCAUUUGUUGGAACCCAUGAAUAUUUGGCACCUGAGAUCAUCAAGGGAGAAGGUCAUGGGAGUGCGGUUGAUUGGUGGACUUUUGGAAUCUUUCUAUAUGAGCUUUUGUUUGGUAAGACUCCUUUCAAGGGUUCUGGGAACCGAGCUACGUUGUUUAAUGUUGUAGGCCAGCCUCUCCGAUUUCCAGAAGCACCUGUUGUAAGUUUUGCAGCAAGGGAUCUCAUAAGGGGGCUGCUUGUGAAGGAACCCCAGCACAGGUUGGCAUAUAAACGAGGCGCCACUGAGAUAAAGCAACAUCCCUUUUUUGAAGGUGUGAAUUGGGCACUUAUUCGCUGCGCCACCCCACCAGAGAUCCCAAAGCCUGUAGAGUAUGAGAAGAUACCUUCCCCAGCCUCAUCAGCGGCCGAAAAGGCCAGCAACCAUAUGUCAAUUGCCGAUCAGAAAGGCUCUGGUAAUUAUCUUGAGUUUGAUUUCUUCUAGUGUUAGAGACAGAUAUUGAUGAUUGCAAAAUGGUUUCUGUUGAAAGAAAGGGGGGAGGAACUGUUUUUCAAUGUUUAAAGAACAGAUGAUGAGGAAUUGUAUGUUUUGUUUUUGUUGGCUGUUUCUUGUUUCACAAGUUGUAUGGCAUAUAAUUAAUGCAUGGCUUCUCUGUCAUCGGUGAAAGCAUAAAGGAAAAUGCCCCUUUUGAACUGCCA
Molecule: messenger RNA, 2371 nt
Organism: Neltuma alba
Lineage: Eukaryota; Viridiplantae; Streptophyta; Magnoliopsida; Fabales; Fabaceae
Product: serine/threonine-protein kinase D6PKL2
Exons: 3
Coding region: 327-2156 (609 amino acids)
Biological process (GO): protein phosphorylation
Molecular function (GO): ATP binding; protein kinase activity
Source: RefSeq, a predicted model, not a curated record